CUAAAUAUGUUUAAAGAUCAUCCGACCUAGAGGUUGGACUAGUUAUGCCGGUUGUUUGCUUGGUCUCAUAGAAGAUUGUUCCCGAUCAGAUGCAUCUCAGUGAGGAUGGUACUAAUGCCCAUCCGGUCUUGAGGCAACUCCAUGGAACAUACCACACCAUUCCUAAUCAAAGAGACCAGACAGUUGAUCGUGUUGCUACUACUUGUUGCUCGUGCACGAAUCCGUCUGUUAAUACUGGCUGCUUCAGGGAGUUGGAAUACCGGAGAGAUGAGAGAGAAACCUAGAGUGAGAGAACCUUUUCUCCUUUGUAACCUUAAUCACCAGUCUACGGUAAGGGGUCUUCCUCCUUCGGAAAUUGGUGGUCAACCCGAGUGGCAAGCGGUAGGUGAGAGAAUCAACCAAAACCAGAAACCAAAUAACCAGAGAAGAUGGUACACGGAUGCAGGAUAUGCAGACAAAAGAGAAUGGAGGAUUCUGGGAAAGGAGGAUGCAUCUAGAUGGAGAAGGGAUGGGUAUGAUAAAGGGGUAUUGAAACCGGCCACCUCUUUUUUCAUUGCAAACUUUCUCGAGGAGUGGAGGCUGGAACAUAUGUGGAAGGAGUUUAAGAGGCUUGGUAGGGUUAUCCAGAUUUACGUGGGUGAGUUGAGACUCCAAGCGAACCUUGCAACGUACAAUGAGGAAAAUGGAUCGGUUGGGCUGAGUAGGAGAGAGAACAAUGCACAAGCAGGCCCUAGUAAGCAAGUGGAAUCAAAUGUUGCAGGAAAAUCCUAUGCUGAUGCAGUAAGGAACAAUAAGCAGUUGCUUGAAAGGAAUGGAUUGAUGGGAAAACGUUGGACUCCAAGGAAAAUCCUCAAGGAAAAGGAAGAUAUAUUUGAGAUGGGAGAGCCGGAAACACUCGAUGAACUAAAACACAAAAUCCUGAUUGAAGGUUUCUUCUCAAUCAACAUUACUCUAUUGGGGGGAAAUCUUGUGUUACUAUACAGUGAGGUUGAAGGAGAAGUAACGAAUCUCCUCAAGGAAGGUAGUGAAUGGAUAGGAGAAUGGUUGGAAGAUUUAAGACCAUGGAGUAUAAAAGAGGUGACACGAGAGAUUCAUAUGGAUUCGAUGUCAUGGGGUUCCUUUGAAUAUUUGGAAUGGGGAGAACUUCAUCAAGAUAAGAAGCUUGUGUGUGCACCAGGAAAAAUGCAGCAAGCACGCGGAAGCUACUCUCCAGCACCACUAGGCCGGUGCAAAUUUGUCAAAAUGGCCACAUAAGUCUGCAAAAAUGGCCAACUAAGUCUACAAAAAUGGCUAACUCCCAACUGCAUUUUGCUUUUCAUUCAUUACCUUAGUUGGAUUUUGCCUAUAAAUAGCCUUACUCCCUCCGUUGUAUGCAUGAAGUUUUAAUAAAAAAUUUCAGUGUAU
Molecule: messenger RNA, 1404 nt
Organism: Rubroshorea leprosula
Lineage: Eukaryota; Viridiplantae; Streptophyta; Magnoliopsida; Malvales; Dipterocarpaceae
Source: the annotation of a GenBank genome assembly